This is a messenger RNA of Lathyrus sativus (Indian pea), 348 nucleotides long. The record is from the annotation of a GenBank genome assembly. Lineage: Eukaryota; Viridiplantae; Streptophyta; Magnoliopsida; Fabales; Fabaceae.
AUGAAGCUCGUUAGGUUUCUCAUGAAGUUGAACAACGAAACCGUCUCAAUCGAGUUAAAAAAUGGUACUAUUGUUCACGGCACCAUUACAGGUGUUGAUAUUAGUAUGAAUACACAUUUGAAAGCCGUUAAACUAACCCUAAAGGGGAAAAAUCCUGUUACUCUGGAUCAUCUCAGUGUGAGAGGCAACAACAUUCGUUACUAUAUCCUUCCUGACAGCUUGAAUCUGGAAACUUUACUGGUUGAAGAGGCCCCUAGGAUCAAACCUAAGAAGCCAACUGCUGGGGGAAAGCCAUUGGGGAGAGGACGGGGGAGAGGACGUGGACGCGGUCGUGGGCGUGGCCGAUAA